AUGGCUGCCGACGCUGCCGAGCAUGUGGUUCCCGGCUUGUGGCUUCCACGCGCCGGAGGGAGCGUGGAGCACCUGACCAUCAACAAGACCGACGUGCACGACCCGGCAGCUCUUGGUGGGCCGACCUGCGCUACUUGCGCGGCUCGUCCACAGGUAGAUGGUGUGCACUGGUGGCGCGGCGCAGAGAGCAGCGCAUGGCUGUGCUGGGCGUGCGCAAGGAGCACAGGCCGCUUGGGCCUGGUCACGAACUCUCGGAAUGCGGCCGGCGGUGGGCACACCUUGACCCUUGUACAGCUCGAUCUGCUGGGAGUGUACCCGGACGAGACCAGAUGGACGUGCGAUGAGUGUCGGAGAGUGGCGACCCUUGCGCCUGUACGGGGCCGUGAGCGUGAUAUGGGGCUGCACGCGCUUGCACCCGUUGCCGGCGCCGACUACGACAUCUGUUUCGCCUGCACCUCCGCCACCAUCAUCGCUGGCGCUCCGCUUCGCUCUUGGCUCCACGAGCACCCACUGGAGCUUCUGGCCAAUCCACGCGAAGUCUACCCAGGCUUUGCCGGCGUGUGGCACUGCGACGGAUGCGGCAGCGUUCAGCGAUCGCAGACGCUGCCGAUGAUGGCCUGCCGCCACGCAGACUGUGAGUUUGACCUCUGUCCGGCGUGCGCGGUUGGAUCCGUGGCUGCAGCAGAGGACGAGGCCAACUCUCGGCAGGCUGCUGGCCAUGAUCAUCGUCUUGUGCGCUCGCGUGUGGCCGAGGUCUAUCCCAGCCAGAUGUGGGCGUGUGACGGGUGCGGCGCGAGCUCGGGCGCCUGGUUGUGGCACUGCGGCUUGGGCUGCGACUAUGAUCUGUGCAGCGGAUGCAUGCUUGCACGCACCGAGCGAAGGCUGGCGCUCUCGGGGCCGAUGGUAGAGCUUGGAGCCCAUGACCACCCUCUAGUUGCCACUGACCCGGACGUAGUCUACGCCGCGCAUGGCGGCCGGUGGCGGUGCGAUGGCGUUUGCGGCCGCAGCUUGACGGCUACAGACGGCGCGAUGUGGCACUGCACUCGCGGCUGCUCGUACGACGUGUGCGAGACGUGUCUAGCAGUCGCGAGCCCACCAGUUUGUCGCACUUCCGGGCUCUGCGUCCUCUGUCGCUUCCGCGCUGCCGACGCUGUCAUCGUCCCGUGCGGGGACGCUCUGACGUGCCGACACUGCGCCGAGGCGCAGAUGAAGCGGGUGCCGGGCACGUGUCCUAUUUGCCUGGCAAGUGCAAGCGCGGUUGUGACAGCUGUCCGCAGUCUUGCAUGUCUCGUCUGCUUUGCUGACACACCUGGCCACCAAGUGUUUGCGUUUUCGGCGCGGUGCAAGCAUGUUUUAUGCGUGGAGUGCGCAGAACACAUGGUGCGCGACGCGCUCGCCGACCGGGCGCUCAUUCCGCUCCGCUGCCCGGUGAUGGACGGUAGCCAGCGAUGCACAGGCGUGAUGCAGCCGCAAGACGUGGGAGCGCUCGCGCUCCGGACUUUGAUCACCCCCGACGAGGUGGAGGCCUUUGAGACCGCGCACACCACUGCGGCUCUGCCUGCCGCUGUCCGGGCGUACUGCCCGUUUUCCGAGUGCUCCGGGCUGGUUUUUGUUGAUGCCGAAGACGCAGAGUGCGCAACGGCGGCCGAGGCAAUGCGCUCGGUGACCUGUCCGUACUGCGCGCGCCCCUUUUGCUGGGCAUGUCGCAGCGCGUGGCAUCCGGGCGCCGACUGCAACGCCGCCGCCGGCGCGUCGGCCGCCACCCGCGAGCUCAUUGCGCUCUCGUCGCGGCCGUGCAUCGACUGCGGUGCCGCCAUUGCCCACGCACGCGGCCACGCCUGCCACCAUAUGACUUGUCCGUGCGGCGGCGAGAUGUGCUUUGUGUGCGGCGGCCGCUGGCCCUGCCGCCAAGGCUGCCCCAUGUACUGCACCAACGCGCAGAGCGCCGAUGCGUAA
Molecule: messenger RNA, 1956 nt
Organism: Thecamonas trahens ATCC 50062
Lineage: Eukaryota; Apusomonadida; Apusomonadidae
Product: IBR domain-containing protein
Exons: 2
Coding region: 1-1956 (651 amino acids)
Biological process (GO): ubiquitin-dependent protein catabolic process; positive regulation of proteasomal ubiquitin-dependent protein catabolic process; protein polyubiquitination
Cellular component (GO): ubiquitin ligase complex; cytoplasm
Molecular function (GO): ubiquitin conjugating enzyme binding; ubiquitin protein ligase activity; zinc ion binding
Source: RefSeq, a predicted model, not a curated record